This is a messenger RNA of Staurois parvus, 440 nucleotides long. The record is from the annotation of a GenBank genome assembly. Lineage: Eukaryota; Metazoa; Chordata; Amphibia; Anura; Ranidae.
CUGUGUCCCUCGGACACAACGGAUCACCGAUCCACGGAAAGAGCCAAAGAUGUCGGCUCGGUCAUGUGAUCAGCUGUGUCCAAUCACAGCUGAUCACAUCAGCGACACCUGUCAGUGUCCAUCAAUGCCAGCUCUCAGUGCUCAUCCAUGCCACCUGCCAGUGCCCAUCAGUGCCACAUAUAAGUGCCCAUCUGAGCUGCCUUUCAGUGUCACCCAUCAGUGCAACCUAUCAGUGCCACCUAUCAGUGCCACCUAUCAGUGCCACCUAUCAGUGCCCGUCAGUGCCGCAUCAGUGCCCGUCAGUGCUGCCUAUCAGUGCCGCCUAACAGUGCCAGUCAGUGCCGCCUAUCAGUGCCAUAUAUGAGUGCUGCCUUUCAGUGCCCAUCAGUGAUGCCUGUCAAUGCCCAUCAGUGCCACCUACCAGUGCCUCCUCAUCAGUG